Hydatigera taeniaeformis is the source of this 1659-nucleotide messenger RNA. The record is from the annotation of a GenBank genome assembly. Lineage: Eukaryota; Metazoa; Platyhelminthes; Cestoda; Cyclophyllidea; Taeniidae.
AUGAAGGCACAGCCGGGGGUUGUUUUAGAUAACAAUGGAAAGCAGUAUCAAGAUAGAGGCUGGGCCUGGGUUGUUAUGUGUGGUGCUUUUUUCGUACAUUUCAUAACUGCCGGUUGCGAGAAGUCAUUUUCUUUGUGGUAUAUAGAAAUUCUUGACGCUUUCGCAACUAACUCGGCUACAGCUGCUACUCUGGGUGGAAUGUGCGCAGCCGUUCGCCUUAUUCUAGCUCCUGUUGCUGUUAUGCUUUGUGACAAAUACUCCACUCAGUCUGUUGUCAUUUCCGGUGGAUUAUUUUCUUGCGUUGGACUGAUUGUAGCAGCUUUAACUACAUCUGUACCUGGAUUAUUCAUCGGCUUUGGUCUCGUUUAUGGUUUCGGUCUUACUCUCGUAUUCACCCCAACUCUUGUUGUCUGUACUGUAUACUUUGAGAAGCGUCGUGCAACCGCUCUUAGUCUUUCACUCUCUGGUGCUGGUUUUGGGGCCUUUUGCAUUCCUCAACUGGUCGCUAAACUGCUCAGCGUCUUCGGGUAUCGCGGUGCGAUGUUAAUUAUGUCUGGAGUAGUUCUGCAUUAUUGCAUUUCUGGCGCCAUUUUCUUCACACCUUUUGAUCGCAGUAUAAAGAUCCAAGACGCAGAGACUACACCAACCCAACGCCUCUCACUUGCUGCCCGAAUUAAGGCGAAAUUUGUCUUCCUCGAAUUUUUUCAUAACUCAUUGUUCAUGCUCUUUAUCAUUUCCUUCAUCUUCAAUAUGAUGGGAUCAGGUCCGGUCACAACGCUCAUAAUUCACUAUGCGGAAGAAUUCGGACUGGAGCUCCAUAUCGCCGUACUCCUCUUUGCAAUCGAGGGUGGAGUUCAGAUUAUAGCAAGAAGCUUGUCGGGCUUGCUGUUUGAUCAGAGAACACUGAAGAAAAUACGAGGAAUAAUCUGGUGUGCAGACAUCCUGGCUUCUGGGACAGUUGUAUGUCUUUUCGCGGUUAUUACCAGCUUUACCGGCUUGGCUGUGCUCAUGGGCCUUCGGGGUCUCUUUCUGGCUAUUUACAUUUCACACCAAACUCUCAUGACUUGUGACAUGUGCGGCGGAUCGAAGGAAUCGGGUUUACUUCCGCAUGCUAUUGGAAUGACUCAACUUUCAAAGGGUGUCGGAAUACUCCUGGGUUCAUUGGUUUCCGGUAGCCACCAUGCAGUUGUCACUUUGGCGCAACCUAUUCCAAGGCAUUUGUGCGACUUUCCCCUAAAGAUUCGUGUGCUUCUAGGCAGUCUGAAAGACAUUACUGACGACUACCAUGUGGCCUUCCUCUUCCUCGGCUUCAGUCAAAUGCUUGGCGCAAUGCUGGCUCUCCUGGCCAUCAUCUGUCGUAGACACAAGACCUUCCGCUCCUUUGCGGAGAAGAAGAGUCUUGAAGGACACUGCGAUAGUCAAGAGACCCUCCUCUCAAGCAUUGUCGAGCCUUCCAAUGAACAAAUGAACGUGAAGAGCCUCGAAGAGACAGAAAUUGCAGAUGCAAACGGAGAGGUGGUGGUGGCAGUGGUGGACGCAGGCGAGGAGUCCCAGGUAAAGGAGUUGCAUUUAUCUGGGGGCACUUGGGAGACUUCAGGCUUGCCUACCACAAAACUAACCUACGGCAGUGAAGCCUGGAAGAAACUUAUCUUUCCAUAA